GUCACCCCACACACGUAUGGGACCGUAUUCUUGUUGUCCGUCCUGCCGUCCUGCCGGUCCUGCCUGCCAUCCUGUGCAUCCUCUUGUCCAUUUGGUGUGGACGGUACCAAGCACUGCUGCGUUCAUAAAGGGCGACGCGACCCCCUGGCCGCCUGGUUUCCCACGCGCGACCCGUCUCAAGCCCCAUCCGCGACCGCCAUCGGUCUCAGUCAACCAUCUCGCCAGUCUCCUGCUGGUGACUGCCUGCCUACAUUUUUUAAUCUGCUGCCUCGCCACCACCAGCUUAUUUACACCCUCCUGCAUUUUGUUUACACCAAAGAAAACCACCGCACCUGCAGACCUGCAGACCUGCAAUGUGCAGUGUGCAGUGUGCAGUGACCCACUUUUGCGUGCAGCUUUGACACUUGAUCGUCUGGCAAAGAAGUAAUACUGUGUGUGUUUAUUUGCCCUCGACCCUCGACUCCUGCACCAUCCUGCAAGGGCCCAUCCUCCUCCUCAAUCCGCCGUCCAAGACGUUGCGGUACUGAGCCCAAAUCGGCCACAACACUCAUCCACAGACUCACCUCAAUGCAGCAAUUAUUAGAGUCUCUACUCAAUCGCAGUCCUCUUCUUGGCCAGCUGCUCAGCUUUGUUGACAUGGCCGGCCUUACAAAUUUCAAGAUCGCGCCUCAGACACCACCGCCAUCCCAAGGCGCCGACUCCAUGCCCCCGAAUGACCAUGCCGUCGCCGUCACUGGCCACCAAUCACCGGCUGCUCCAAUAUCGCCUCCACAGAACACAGAACCUAGGAAGCCAAGACAAAGACGCGUAAACCGCAUCACCCGGCCCGAACCUGGUUCUCUGUACGACAUACUCCAUGAGAACCAGGGCGAGUCGCUCUUCAUCAUCCCAAUAUGUUGGCAAGAUCAGCAUGCCCGUCUCCUUGGCGUGCAAUGGGACCACCACUCUACCAUCCACAGACCGGUCCCCGACUUCAAUUCCAUGUCCCUCAAGUACCCACAACGUCCGACAAAGGUCGCUACAGACUUGAGCAGCGAUUUAACCACCGUCCUGGCAUCAGAUCCCAGCCAUCUUCAGAUCGCCGCACUCAAGAGUGUCAUGGCGACACUUUUCCCCGCCACGCUUUCGAAGGCAAGGUCUGAUCUCAACCUCGAGAUUCGCUUCGGGGACCAGGUCCUGAAACGCGGUGUUCGUGUGCCCAUUGUAUGGAAGCAGUACGACCAGAACAGCCGUUCCUUCGACAGUGCUUCCACCAAGGUGGCGAGCUCCUACGGCCGGAUACCUAGCGGCAGUCAUCAGUCUUUUGCGAGCCAGAGCAGCGACUGCAGUCGCCGUAGCUCUCAGUCGUGCUCAGACCAGCCUGUGCUGGCCUUCAUCAACAGGACACAUCUACACCAGGUUCGUAGCAACCUGUACCGUGUGAUGCCCGGACCGAAUAACACCGCCAAUGUCCCGGUCGAUAAUCUCCAGAAGCUGCGGUGCAAGCGCCUUGUUCCGCAAAACGCCGACCAGGACUCAUAUCUCGUCGCCGUCAUGCUGGCCAUCGCUCAGUGGCAGUGCUACCCCCAGCGCUCCAAGUAUUCCCCGAGAUGGUCGUCGCAAAGUUCGUCUCAGACAUCUCAACCGGGCCAAGAUUCAUCCUUCACCCAGCCCGAGUUCCGAGAUGUUCCCGUCAAGAUCAUCACACAAGAUCACUCAUCCGCUGAGUUCAUCAUCUACAGCACUACUGUCUCCGCCAUCUUUCUCGAGCGGUUCGCCUACCCGUCAAAAGCCCCUAAAGCCGCUGACACGCAGGGCGGUGGCUUGGACAUCAGCGUUACGAGAGUACCGAUCUGGCCUGUUCUUGGACUGAAGGAGCGACUCGCCAAGGCUCUUGGCACCGAGAUUGCUGGUGACUUGGCCAGCCAUGACAUCGCUGAUACAGACAUCGAGACAUGGGAGACAGAGCAGGAACGAGCCUUCCGCCUCGGAAACCUGAAGAGGAAAAGGGAAGCGCUAUCGGAAGUUUUUAACAAAAGCUUCGAAUCGACGGAGGGUGCGUCGCCUGUCACGGUCGGCCUUGAAUCGGGGUUGGGUGUCACUGUCGCUUCGCCUCCGGUCUCGCCGCGGACGCCCAAACGGAGGCGCACACAGCCAAAUACCCAAUUGGAGGUCUGUUAGUCACCGGCAUCACCUCUUUAGUUGACACCUCCGCACUGUAUGCGAAGAGGCUGCAGAUAUUGGUCCUCGCCGGUUUGCAACCCGGAGGUUAAGGACACAGUAUGAGCAAGCUGAGGCCCUUUGGGGGUUGCCUUUCAUCCCUUCUAAGGCCUUUUGAGUUGGCUCAAAUCACGUCCAAUUCUUCUCAGUCGGAUUUGUUAUAUAUGAACCAUGACACAAGAGAGCGGGCCUGCCUCUUUAUUCGAUUUGCAAGGCAUUGGAUCGGGGUGGAACAGGAUUCUGAUAUUUGAUACCCUGGCUGCCUCAUGGACGGGAUCGUCAUGGGUGCAUGGGACGGCCAAACUCGCGUCGGCUUAUUAUGGAGUAUCACGGAACAGCACAUUCGCAUUAGACAGUUGCUGUCUAGCUGGCGUUGGGGGACAUGGAGACAAAGAUAGGCACAUUCAACAAAUACAACGCGGUAUCAUUCUGACAUGUGAAGAAGGCCUCUAGUUGUCAGUGACAAUAUGCAAGAGACUUCCGGUGGCUUGCAACCAGCGUGCCUGUAAUCCUGUCCAUGAGCACGUCAAGAAGACAACGUGGUGAUUGGGCAUGGACUUGAGCGUGCAAUGAUAUUUUCACAUACAUGGCGUCGGGGCAUCCGCCCUUGGGCAAAAU
Molecule: messenger RNA, 2817 nt
Organism: Diaporthe batatas
Lineage: Eukaryota; Fungi; Ascomycota; Sordariomycetes; Diaporthales; Diaporthaceae
Exons: 2
Coding region: 568-2160 (530 amino acids)
Source: RefSeq, a predicted model, not a curated record